GUUUCUUUCAUUCCAGUAACGCACCGGCUAGUAACAAGGAAGUAGAGAGAAUUAGAAACAAGCAGUGAGUGAACAAUUUACUGGGUAAAGAAACUAUAAUAAAAAGCAUUUCAAGGAUUUCUUUCAAAGGGGUUUCGUAGACCCGUACAGCAGAAAAAUAAAAACAUGAUCUUCACUAUGACUGAUACAAUAUUUGGCAACGGAACCGAUCAAUGGGUGUGUCCGAACGAUCGUCAACUAGCCCUCCGAGCCAAGUUGCAUACAGGAUGGUCUGUUCAUACUUUUCAAACAGACAAACAAAGGAAGAAUCAAAGUCUGGAACAGAAGGAAAUAGACAUUAUCUUGGAGGUUAUCAAAAGAGCUGAGAAGGUGGAUACCCUGGAACAACAACGAAUUGGACGUCUUGUGGAGCGAUUAGAAAACAUGAGGAAAAAUGUCAUGGGGAAUGGGAUGUCACAAUGCCUCUUGUGUGGGGAGCAGCUUGGAUUCUUAGGCUCAACAUCUGUCUUCUGUCAAGACUGCAAACAGAAAGUCUGCACCAAAUGUGGAAUUGAGACCUUUAGCAACCAGAAGCGACCAAUGUGGCUCUGUAAAAUCUGCAGUGAACAGAGAGAGGUUUGGAAGAGAUCUGGAGCAUGGUUUUACAAAGGUCUGCCAAAAUAUAUUUUGCCAAUAAAAAUAUCAAGCAAAACCAAUGAACUGCAGCUGAGGCCUCCACAGCCAGAGCUCCUAACUCAGGACAUAAGAAGCAGUACAUCAAAUCGAACAUACACAUGGGCUAAAGGAAGAGUGGUCUCUAGUGAUAGUGAUAGUGACUCGGAACACAGCUCAACUAGUAUGGAUGACAAAGACUCUGUGGCUGUAUCCAAAGGUGAAAAAAACAGAAAAUACAGAAUAGAUUCUGUUUCUAGCAAUGAACCCUCUGUGACACCGAUGGGGAGUCACAAGAAAAACUAUGGGGGUAUGUUCUCUAGUGGUUUGUCAAGCAGUCAGACCAGCCUGGGAUCAGACCGAGGAGGUGCACUAAGUGCUACCGAGAGUUGCCAAGGAGACUUUGCUGAUGGUUAUGAUAGCGAUAUCAGCAGAUGUGCCGCAGAGAACAUCCAAAAAAAUCUUAAAAGAAGAAAUGGUCAGCGGAACCGGAAAAAAGCGUGGACACACAACUCUAUGGCGCUGAACCUAAGAUAAAGUCAUCCUCAAGUGUGUUCUGACUAUCAAGACUUUGGACCUCUCCAUCCUUGUGUGAAGGAUUAGAGUGAAAGCUAACAGUUGGAAUAUAGUCGCAUAUUACAUUUUAAUUGUUCAUGUAUUGUUUGGUGCUGGUAAGAGAAGUGGUGGGCAUGUUUUUUGUUGUUAAAAUUGUCAGUUGUCACUUUCAUGAGCCCAAGUGGGAACUUGUGUUCUUGCUUCUUAGUUGCAAUAUAAUUGUUAUCACCUUAUGGAGUGUAAUCUUUAUACCGGGCUCACCAAAGAAGUCAUUCAUCAACUGAGAGCACUUGAACCACAAUAUGGAUGGAUAAACUCAUCACCUCACUCCUCACAUGGCUUAAAAUGGUAUCUACACAAUGUUCUUCUGUCUUUGGUUUGUUUUAUAUGGCUCCACAGAUUGAUUAUUUUUUUUUUUUUUUUAAAAAACAAACAUUUUAUGGGUUUUUUUUAUUCAGUGGACGCACAUUUAUUUUUUUGUCAUGUUUGAAUUUAUUUAAGGUCCACACCCCUAUGAACUUUAAAGGUACAUUAAAUGCAAAAAUUAACUUCUGUAAAGGUUUAAUUAUGCAUGUUAAAAAUAGUAGCAGUCUUUCAUUAUCUAUGUUGUUCCCUUUUUUUUGUUGUUGUUUAGUUUUUAUCUACUGUCCCCUCCCAGAGAGGAGUGCAUUUUCCAGAAUUCAAAACUCCCAUUUAUAGUUGUCCCUAAAUGACAAAAAGAGGGGAGAUAAGAUUAACACACUCAAAUGAUUUCUCAACAUUUAUCUCCCUAGACUAUAAAUCUAUUCACAUUUUGUUAACAUGCAACUCCUUUUAAGUACUUAUUUUGUGUACAGACCGUUUGCAGUGUGGCGUGUAAUUACUUAUAUAAGAAACUAUUUUAAUGUCCCUUUAACUAUCAGUUCAACUAUUUUUACACUGUGACAGCUAUUUGUAUGAAUUUAUUAAUUAUGUGAUACAAGGCAGAACUUUUUGUUGGUGAUUUUACAAAAAAUAAGACUUUAUUGGGCACCAGGAUAAAGUCUGUGGUGGGACCCAAUUUCAACAGUGCCCCUUUCCAAUAAUAAUCAUUACUACCAGUUACAAUUUUCAACCAUAAAUACAAAAAAAUCUUUCAUUAUUAUUAUUAUUGUUUAUUUGCAAAGUGUCACCAAAUUCUGAUUAUUAAAUGACCUCCACAGAGGUGGAAACCUAGGUUACAA
Molecule: messenger RNA, 2408 nt
Organism: Bombina bombina (fire-bellied toad)
Lineage: Eukaryota; Metazoa; Chordata; Amphibia; Anura; Bombinatoridae
Gene: RPH3AL
Product: rabphilin 3A like (without C2 domains)
Exons: 11
Coding region: 166-1188 (340 amino acids)
Biological process (GO): intracellular protein transport
Molecular function (GO): small GTPase binding
Source: RefSeq, a predicted model, not a curated record